CAGUGUAUUUGAAUAUUAUGUGAGAAAGAUGUCCCAUCUUCCCCCAACCUACCACAUUAUAGCAAAUACUUGAUUAUUGCUGUCUGUUGCUACCAGGCAUAAUGUAUUUCUGACUGUUUAUGCCAGAACAUCACCCUCUUGGGAAAUUGUAUUUUAUGUGAUUUUAUUCUAUAUGGGUGAAGUCCUACAGAAAGGACCUGGAAUUAAGUUGAUAAAAAUGACCAGUGGCUCAAGCCUGCCUCAAGUGGUAGACAGCCACUUGCAUUUAUGGGAGCUUGAAAGGUUUAAAUACGAGUGGCCGAGACCGACGAAGGAAAACAUUAUUUAUCGUGAUUUUACCCCAAGCGACUAUCAAGAUGAAAUGGCGAAUACACCAAUAACUGGAGCUGUAUUCAUAGAAGUGAAUGAAACAUUAGAAGAACUUGAAUGGGUGUUAGGGUUAACACAAAACUACUCUUUUAUUAAAGGUGUGGUUGGAUACACUGACAUGACCUCACCCACGUUUGAGGAACAAAUUAUUCGUUUGAAAAAUAAUUCAAAGUUUGUCGGUUUGCGUAAAAUAUGGGGAGAUCCUGAUUGGAUACAACGUGAUGAUGUCAUAAUGGGAAUGGAAGUUCUAGAACGACAUAACUUGACCUUCGACUUAUUGAUAAAAACAAGAGAGCAAUACGAAGCAGCAAAACAAUUUCUAAAGCGAGUGCCGAAAAACUUGAAAGUAGUUUUGGAUCAUCUCGGCAAGCCUAACGCGGUGACUGGGGCAGAACAAUGGUGGUUUGAUGACAUCAUAAUCAUGGCCUCGUACCCAAAUGUACAUUGCAAAUUGUCAGGUAUGGUAACUGAAGGAAAUUUAACUAGUUGGAAACAAUCAGACUUCGCCCCCUAUGUUAAACAUGUGUUGGAUACAUUUGGAGUGGAUAGGGUUAUGUUUGGGUCAGAUUGGCCGGUGUGUAAGAUGGCACAUGCAGAUCUACCCACUGUUUAUCAAUUACUCAACAAUUUGCUAUCAGAGUUAUCGGAAAAUGAAAAGCGGAAAGUUUUUUACGAGAAUGCUGUUAAGUUUUAUAACCUAGACAUGGAUUAAGUAAGCGAUUAUUGUGGAUUUUGUGUCGCUUGACGUUUACCUUUUUCUUGCAAAAAUAUCGCAAUACCAGACAUAACAACAGUUAGUAAUAACAAUAUUACUUUUCAAAGCGCUCAAGAUAUUAUGUAUACAUUCACAUGGCAUUAUUUCCAGCCAACAA
Ciona intestinalis (vase tunicate) is the source of this 1241-nucleotide messenger RNA. NCBI's taxonomy places the organism in Eukaryota, Metazoa, Chordata, Ascidiacea, Phlebobranchia, Cionidae. The record is from RefSeq and is a predicted model, not a curated record.